Messenger RNA from Candida tropicalis MYA-3404, 2415 nucleotides. RefSeq names its product RNA-processing protein. NCBI's taxonomy places the organism in Eukaryota, Fungi, Ascomycota, Pichiomycetes, Serinales, Debaryomycetaceae. The coding region runs from base 1 to 2415 and encodes 804 amino acids. The transcript has a single exon. Gene Ontology annotation, cellular component: mRNA cleavage and polyadenylation specificity factor complex. The record is from RefSeq and is a predicted model, not a curated record.
AUGAGACAGAGAAAGAGAGAAAAAAAAAAAUUUACAACAGAAAAGCAAACAAAAUCUUCAAGACCAACACAACCUUUAAAUAACCAUUACUCUAUUAAAGUCACAUUAUUCGAUCGAACAAUGGCUACUUCUCAAACCACUUUUCUGGACGAAAAUAUAGCCAGACUUAAGAAAAUGACUGACGUGGCUAAAACAAAUCCACAACAAUAUUCUCGUACUUUAACCGAUCUAUUAGCCAUCGUCAUCACUCAACCAAAUGAAGUUGAACAACAUAAAUGGAUAGUUGGGUUCUUAUAUGAUACUUUUAUUAAUAAUGAUAGCAUUGAUAUUCGUGAUAAAAACCAAUAUGCUAUUGAAUCAUUAGAUGCAUUGACUGCUUUGACAAAUAUCCGUGAUAUCACUACGUUUCGUAAAGUUAUCGAUAUUUCAUGUAUUGUAUUUAGAUUGGUAUUUCAAUAUGUUGCUCAAAAUAAUAAUGCUGUACAAAUAUGGAGUAAAUUAAUUGAAUUGAAAAACAAAUUGGUGAAUAAAUAUGUUACUACUUUCCCAUUGGAUCCAAGUGAUAAUUUGGAAUAUGAUCAAGUUAGAAAUAUCCCAACAAAAUUGGAAUUGUUGAAAUUUCUUAUGGUUGUCAUUGAUACAACUACAAGAACAGAUGUGAUUGGUGCUCCGAUUCGUAACGUUUCAAAUCAAUUUUGUUUAAAUAAUGUAUCUCCAAGUCAUUCGGUGAUUAAAUAUAAACAAAUGGAGAAUGAAGCUCAACAAAUUUUCCAAGGAUUGGUCUUGAAAGUAUUCGACAGUGAUAUUAUCAAUCCUCCUUUAAUCACAGCAACUAUAAAUCAUUGUGUUGUUAUUAUGAAGAAGAAACCUCAAUUGGUUAAAAUGUUGUUGACUAAAAUUAAUAAAUAUGAUACCAUGGAAAAAUUACGUUCUAAUUAUCAAUCGGUUGAACAAUUUAAAUUGGCUAGAAAAUAUGUUGAUAGAAACAUUCGUAUUUUCAUCCAACAUUGUCUUAAGCAAAAAUUAGUUCCAACUGAAUUCCAAAAUCCUUUGAAUAUCCAAGCUAAUGCUUUAACCGACAGGGGUGCUGAUAUUAGAAAAAAGAACAUCUUUGCUAUUGAUGAUCCAAGUAUCAAAAAGAAGAAAUUUGAAGGAUUCUAUUAUACAUCAAAACGUCUCAAGGAACCUACUUACAGUAAUUUGUAUACAUUGAAUGCCCUUGAUGAUCAAAUCAACAAAUAUGAUGUAUCUGAUAUACGUCCGAAUCUUUUAAUUCCAUUAAUAACCAAUGCAUUACAACGUGCUUCAGUUACUAGAUUAUCAAAAGGUUUGGAAAUUAUUUCUGAUCGAUUCAAAUAUGCUAUUGAAAAUCCAGUACAAAUAGGGACCGACGAACCAGCAGCAAAACGAAGAAAAACAGAUCGACCACAGCAAUCUCAAUCACAAUCACAAUCACAAUCACAACCAUCACAACAGCAACGAUCAAAACAGGAACCACUGAUAGUGAAAACCGAACCUAGAGUUAAACAAGAGCCAAAUGAAGACGAUGAUGAUAUUGAUAAUGAAGAUGAGUUAAAAUACGGUGGUGAAGUAGGUGACGACUUCUUUAAUCCCGAUGAAAUCUUUGUAUUACCUCCACCAACAGAUGUUGCAUUCCUGGAAAGAAAACUGAAUCUUAAAGUUAUCAUUAAUAAUUUCUUAUCAUUAGCAAACAAGAGUAUUGGAAACAAAGAAGAUUUGGAAGUUCCUGAACUUAGUGCCGAAGAAAGACAUAACUUGAAAUUUGCUUUACCUCAUAUUGCCAUGAAGGCUUGGAAAAAGGGAAGUUGGAUAUUAUUAUUGACAAGAUUAGCUAGUAGAGGUAUGAGAAUAAGACACUAUGAUAAUCCAAAUGGUACCAAUUCACCAGAUGAAAUAAACAAACAAGAAAUGGCCGAUAUGAUUAGAGAAGAAAUCAUGAAGUAUUGUUCUGCCAGUAUUCAUAGCAGAAUCGAUAUUAUUAUAGAAUGGUUAAAUGAAGAAUGGUAUAGUGAAAGAGUAUUCCAACAAAGUGAACUUCUCAAACAAGGAAAAAACAUUGACAAGGAAACUAUUGUUACUCCUAUUUAUGAUAAAUGGUGUGCCAAAGUAUUUGAUGCUAUAAUUAAUUAUAUUGAACCGCUGGGGAUUAAGUUAUUUAUUAGAUUAGUGAGUGACUUGCCUGAUUUGAAUGAUAAUGUCAUUGGUAAGAUUAAAUCGUUAUGUUUUGAUCCCGUCAAAUCGAAUAUUGGAUUCAUGGCAUUGCAAUUUUUAAUUAUGUACAGACCACCAGUCAAGGAUAGUUGUAUUAGAGUAUUACGAGAAUUGGCAGAAAGUGAUCAAGAAGAUACAAAAGCUGAAGCAUCAAAGAGAUUAGCCAAAUUAGAAAAGAAAUAG